Messenger RNA from Synchiropus splendidus (mandarinfish), 1890 nucleotides. RefSeq names its product ISL LIM homeobox 1a (gene isl1a). The coding region runs from base 237 to 1283 and encodes 348 amino acids. The transcript has 6 exons. Lineage: Eukaryota; Metazoa; Chordata; Actinopteri; Syngnathiformes; Callionymidae. Gene Ontology annotation, cellular component: nucleus. The record is from RefSeq and is a predicted model, not a curated record. Gene Ontology annotation, biological process: axonogenesis; positive regulation of transcription by RNA polymerase II; neuron fate specification. Gene Ontology annotation, molecular function: cis-regulatory region sequence-specific DNA binding; DNA-binding transcription factor activity, RNA polymerase II-specific.
GCAGCCAAUCAGCUGCUGACGCAGAUGACGUCAGCUGCAGCCAACUUGAGAGCAGCACGGACACACCGGGCAGAGAAACACAAACACGCACACACACACACGCGCGCACACACACCGUCCCUCCCGGAGCCGGACAGCACAAGCCCCCGGGCCGACAGUGGAGGACACAUCCAGGCUUCCAGGAGCAGCUGCAGCCCGCUGUGACGGUGGACCUCACUUCGCCUUACUUCGUGGACAUGGGAGACAUGGGGGACCCGCCGAAGAAGAAGCGGCUGGUGUCGCUGUGCGUGGGCUGCGGGAACCAGAUCCACGACCAGUACAUCCUGCGGGUCUCUCCGGACCUGGAGUGGCACGCCGCCUGCCUCAAGUGCGCCGAGUGCAGCCAGUACCUGGACGAGUCGUGCACCUGCUUCGUCCGGGACGGGAAGACCUUCUGUAAACGGGACUACAUCAGGUUAUACGGCAUCAAAUGCGCCAAAUGCAACAUCGGCUUCAGCAAGAACGACUUCGUGAUGCGGGCCCGAUCCAAAGUCUACCACAUCGAGUGUUUCCGCUGCGUGGCCUGCAGCCGCCAGCUCAUCCCGGGGGACGAGUUCGCGCUGCGCGAGGACGGCCUCUUCUGUCGGGCGGACCACGACGUGGUGGAGCGGGCCAGCCUGGGCUCCGGGGACCCGCUCAGUCCUCUGCACCCCGCCAGACCGCUUCAGAUGGCAGAGCCCAUCUCGGCCCGUCAGUCCGCGCUACGACCCCACAUCCACAAGCAGCCGGAGAAGACCACCCGGGUGCGGACGGUUCUGAACGAGAAGCAGCUCCACACGCUGCGGACCUGCUACAACGCCAACCCCAGGCCGGACGCGCUGAUGAAGGAGCAGCUGGUGGAGAUGACCGGCCUGAGUCCGCGGGUCAUCCGCGUCUGGUUCCAGAACAAGCGCUGCAAAGACAAGAAGCGGAGUCUGUUGAUGAAGCAGCUGCAGCAGCAGCAGCCCAACGACAAGACGAACAUCCAGGGGAUGACCGGGACCCCGAUGGUGGCGGCCAGUCCGGAGCGGCACGACGGCGGCAUCCAGGCCAACCCCGUGGAGGUGCAGAGCUACCAGCCGCCCUGGAAGGUUCUCAGCGACUUCGCCUUGCAGAGCGACAUCGACCAGCCGGCCUUCCAGCAGCUGGUCAGCUUCUCAGAGGGCGGACCGGGCUCCAACUCGACGGGCAGCGAGGUGGCGUCCAUGUCCUCUCAGCUUCCAGACACGCCGAACAGCAUGGUAUCCAGUCCCAUCGAGGCCUGAGAGAGAGAGCACACGCGUCCGGCCGCGCACCCUUCCCCAGGCUGCACCAGACAACCCCUGGUUGUGUUUUGACACUGUGAAGACAAUCAUGGGAUUUUAGGACGCACCGGCACCGAGGCUUGGCGCCGCCUCGUCUUUCCGCCUGGUUCCAGUUUUGCCAAACGCAGACGCCCCCCUCAUCCACGCAGGGACCUCGGACUGGACUGACCGGCGCAGAAACACAAGGCUGCGCGCCACCGAGUACAUACGAGUGGCGAUUUUCUCAAUUAGAAUUGGAUACACGCACCUGCAGAAUUGGGAGGAAACAGCACCGCUUUUUUCCUGACUAGUCCUUCAUGGCCCGGUAAAGCAUUUGCAACAAGGUAUACCUCUAUUCUGCCACAGGCUUCGUGGGGCAUUUGUGUGAUUUCGUGUCCGUCCGACGUUUCGUUCUGAUUUUGUUUUGUUCCAAAGAUGUGUAUAAUUAUAAUUAAUAACUUAAAGAUCACGGUCUGGAAGAAAACUUUUCGUUUGUUCCCGUGCAACUGAAAAUAUUUAUUAUUUAUUGUCAACAAAAUGGCCACCUUUUAUGUAACUUUCUUAAAUGAAGUAAAAAGAAACUCAAAAA